AUGGUUCUCCACUACCUUUUCACCACCAGGCUCUCUUUGUUUUUCAGAACCCAAUUGCCCAACAAACCAAUGCUGACAAGAACACAACAAUUCCAUUCAAAAGCAGCACUCCAAAACAAUAGAGGAUUUUGCUUCCAUGACUGUGUCUCCCUCUUUCAGCACCUGAGGGACCUCAAAGACCUCAACUUUGGCAAAACUCUUCACUCUCUUUUCGUUAAAACUGCCCUCGACAAGGAUGUCAUUGUACAAAACAAUAUGAUUAGAUUUUAUGGAGACAUUGGACAAGUUCAGAAUGCACAUAAAUUGUUUGAUGAAAUUCCUCAACCGAGUUUGGUUUCUUGGACCAGCUUAGUCUCUUGUUAUGUCCACGUGGGGAAACAUGAAAUAGGUUUGAGUUUGUUUCGUGGCUUGUGUCAAUCCGGGAUGUGCCCCAACGAGUUUGGUUUUUUUGUGGCACUCAGGGCUUGCAGGGUCAUGUGUGAUCCUGUGAUGGGGAAGGUCAUUCAUGGGUUGAUACUCAAAAGUGGUUUUGAUUUGCAUAGUUUUUGCAGUGCUUCGAUUCUUCACAUGUAUGCUGAAUGUGGUGAUAUUGAGAAUUCCAGGAAGGUUUUUGAUGGGGUUUGUCUUGGUGAAAGGUGUGAGGCAUUGUGGAAUACUUUGCUGAAUGCUUACGUGGAGGUGUCUGACGUGAAGGGUUCUCUGAAGCUGUUUCAUGAGAUGGGGCACUCUGCUGUGUCACGGAAUCACUUUACAUGA
Messenger RNA from Glycine soja, 756 nucleotides. Its product is annotated as putative pentatricopeptide repeat-containing protein At3g13770, mitochondrial. Bases 1 to 756 code for a protein of 251 amino acids. Gene Ontology annotation, molecular function: protein binding; RNA binding. The record is from RefSeq and is a predicted model, not a curated record. The transcript has a single exon. Gene Ontology annotation, biological process: RNA modification. NCBI's taxonomy places the organism in Eukaryota, Viridiplantae, Streptophyta, Magnoliopsida, Fabales, Fabaceae.